GCAAGUGCAACAUGUGGUGGACCUAACAAAGUGCAUGUCUUCAAUGGCUUGGAAGAAGCUGUUAUUUCAUUAACUGGAUUGGGAACCAGUUCUUAAGGCAUAGGCAACCAGAAGCAGACAUAUACUAUGCCCGACAGCUCCGCAUAUCUUGGGAAAUCAUUCCCAUAGCGCGCUCUUAUAGCCCUGCCAGAUAGAGCACGUUACGUGCGUUCCGCUCAAGGAUGAAACUGACAGUUGAGUAGACUGUGUGUGUUUGCAUAGAGAGCGCCAGAUUGGCAACCCUUGCGUUGGCGGAACCCACGAACGUUGGCCAACACUCAACUUUUGACGCAAGUAAGUCCGUCAACGUUCACAUUUGCCAUUUCAGUAUCAUUCGGGCCAUUUUCUUUUAAUUUUUCGUUUGCUCAAUAAAAUUCCUUAAAAACAAGGAAAACAUAAUUUGGAAAUAUUUAAUGGAGUAUAAAUUAAUAGAAGCGGUGCAAAUGCACCCUUGCUUAUAUGAUAAAAGCAGUGUGGCUUAUAGAAACCGGUUGGCGAAAGAAAAAGCGUGGAAUUAUGUGGCGGGCGCUAUAGGUUGCAGUGUGGAACAGUGUCAGAGUCGGUGGAGGUCACUUCGCGACCGAUUUGUAAAGGACGAAAGCGGAAGAAAGGCGCCUUCUGGGAGUGCUGCAAAUGACAUGGUCAGUAGUGGAUGGAAAUAUUACGAGGCACUGGCAUUCCUGCAACGGCACGUGUCACCACGCAAGACAUUUGACAACGCAACGUUUGGUACCACCAUAGAUCGUGAAAAAUGCACACCGCAGCCUGAGCAUUCCAUUAAUGUAUAUGAGUCGCAACCUCUUUUCGAAUAUUGCGAGAAUGAGGAGCCCGUAUUUGAGCAGACGCAGCAGACAGGGCUAACUACAGUGGUUCACCAAUCACCGCCAACGUCUCUUGUUGACUUCCAACCCGAAAAAGAGCCAAUUGUGACCACUUCUAGAGCAUUGAAUCGGAAAAAAGAUGAAGAGCGAUUGGCCACUAUGUGGAGCCGUAAGCGACUGGCUAAAAAAAUCAGAAGCUGCUCCACAACCAGUUAGCCGUAACUCCGAUUUCUUAAAUGUUCUAGACAGCUAUCUUCUGAAAUAUGAAGAAAAUGUUCAAGACAGAAUGAAAAUUGAAAUACUGAAUUUUGUUUUUAAUGGCGGGCAAUUUGUUGUCAUG
Molecule: messenger RNA, 1200 nt
Organism: Rhagoletis zephyria (snowberry fruit fly)
Lineage: Eukaryota; Metazoa; Arthropoda; Insecta; Diptera; Tephritidae
Biological process (GO): regulation of transcription by RNA polymerase II
Cellular component (GO): nucleus; transcription regulator complex
Source: RefSeq, a predicted model, not a curated record